Messenger RNA from Mustela lutreola (European mink), 4709 nucleotides. RefSeq names its product semaphorin 3G (gene SEMA3G). Lineage: Eukaryota; Metazoa; Chordata; Mammalia; Carnivora; Mustelidae. Gene Ontology annotation, molecular function: semaphorin receptor binding; chemorepellent activity. The transcript has 16 exons. Bases 89 to 2401 code for a protein of 770 amino acids. The record is from RefSeq and is a predicted model, not a curated record. Gene Ontology annotation, biological process: neural crest cell migration; axon guidance; negative chemotaxis.
UGGCGGCCGCGGAACAAACAAAAACCAGCAGCCAGCAGCGGACCCGGGGCACCUCGACCAGCAGCGUGGUGCCCUCGGUUCCCCCAGCAUGGCCCCCUCGGCCUGGGCCAUCUGCUGCCUCCUGGGGGGCCUCCUGCUCCACGGGGGCAGCCCCACCCCUGGCCCCAGCGUGCCCCGCCUGCGGCUCUCCUACCGAGAUCUCCUGUCUGCCAACCGUUCAGCUGUCUUUCUGGGUCCCCGGGGCUCUCUGGAUCUUCGAGCCAUGUAUCUGGAUGAGUACCGGGACCGCCUUUUUCUGGGGGGCCGUGAUGCCAUCUACUCUCUGCGGCUAGACCAGUCGUGGCCGGAUCCCCGGGAGGUCCAGUGGCCACCGCAGCCAGGACAGAAGGAGGAGUGUGUUAGCAAGGGAAGAGAUCCUUUGGUGGAGUGUGCCAACUUCGUACGGGUGUUGCAGCCCCACAACAGGACCCACCUGCUGGCGUGCGGCACUGGGGCCUUUCAGCCCACCUGUGCCCUCAUCACGGUCGGGCACCGUGGGGAGCAUGUGCUCCACCUUGAGCCCAGCAGUGUGGAAAGUGGGCGGGGGCGGUGCCCGCAUGAGCCCAGCAGUCCCUUCGCCAGCACCUCUGUAGGUGGGGAGCUGUACACAGGCCUCACGGCUGACUUCCUGGGGCGCGAGGCCAUGAUCUUCCGGAGUGGGGGUCCCCGGCCAGCUUUGCGUUCUGACUCUGACCAGAACCUCCUACACGACCCGCGGUUUGUGAUGGCCGCCCGGAUUGCUGACAACUCUGACCAGGAUGAUGACAAGGUGUACUUCUUCUUCUCGGAAACUGUGCCCUCACCCGAUGGUGGCCCAGGCCGUGUCACCGUCAGCCGCGUCGGCCGUGUCUGCGUGAAUGACCUCGGUGGCCAGCGCGUGCUGGUGAGCAAAUGGAGCACUUUCCUCAAGGCCAGGCUGGUGUGCUCGGUGCCUGGCCCUGGUGGUGCCGAGACCCACUUUGACCAGCUGGAGGAUGUGUUCCUGCUGUGGCCCAGCGCAGGGAAGAACCUCGAGGUGUAUGCUCUGUUUAGCACGGUCAGUGCCGUGUUCCAGGGAUUCGCCGUCUGCGUGUACCACAUGGAGGAUAUCUGGGAGGUCUUCAAAGGGCCCUUUGCCCACCAAGAUGGUCCCCAACACCAGUGGGGACCCUAUGGGGGCAAGGUGCCCUUCCCUCGGCCUGGAGUGUGCCCCAGCAAGAUGACAGCACAGCCAGGACGACCCUUUGGCAGCACCAAGAACUACCCAGACGAGGUGCUGCAAUUUGCCCGAGCCCACCCACUUAUGUUCUGGCCCGUGCGGCCACGGCGGGGCCGCCCCGUGCUUGUCAAAACGCAUCUGGCCCAGCAGUUGCACCAGAUCGUGGUGGACCGCGUGGAGGCAGAGGAUGGGACCUACGACGUCAUCUUCCUGGGGACUGACUCAGGCUCCGUGCUCAAGGUCAUUGCUCUCCAGGGUGGGGGCUCCACUGAGUCCGAGGAGGUGGUCUUGGAGGAGCUCCAGGUGUUUAAGGUGCCAACACCCAUCACCGAGAUGGAGAUCUCUGUCAAAAGGCAAACGCUGUACGUGGGCUCGAGGCUAGGCGUGGCCCGGCUGCGGCUGCACCAGUGUGAAACUUACGGCAGUGCCUGUGCUGAGUGCUGCCUGGCCCGAGACCCAUACUGUGCCUGGGACGGUGCCUCCUGUGCCCGCUACCGGCCCGGCCCUGGCAAGCGCCGGUUCCGCAGGCAGGACAUCCGGCACGGCAACCCUGCCCUGCAGUGUCUGGCUGAGAGCCAGGAAGAGGAGGCUGCAGGCUCCGCAGCAGCCACCACGGUCUAUGGCACAGAGCACAACAGCACCUUCCUGGAGUGCCUGCCCAAGUCUUCCCAGGCGGCCGUGCACUGGUUCGUGCAGAGGCCAGGGGGCCAGGGGCCUGACCAGGUCAAGACAGAUGAGCGAGUCCUGCAGACAGAGCAGGGGCUGCUGUUCCGCAGACUCAGCCACCUGGACGCCGGCAUCUACACCUGCAAGACACUGGAGCACGGCUUCUCCCAGACCGUGGUCCGCCUGGCUCUGGAGGUGAUCGCGGCCUCGCAGCUCCCCAGCCUGUUUCCCCGGGAGCUGAGGCCGGAGGAGCCCCCAUCGCGGGGAAGCCUGGCCUCUGCCCCGCCCAAGGCCUGGUAUAAGGACAUCCUGCAGCUCAUCGGCUUCGCCAACCUGCCGCGGGUGGACGAGUACUGCGAGCGCGUGUGGUGCUCCUCCAGGAGCCGGGGCAAACAGGCCAAGGGCAAGAGCUGGCCAGGGCCGGAGCUGGGCAAGAAGGUGAAGAGCCGGGUGCAGGCCGAGCGCAAUCGGACGCCCCGGGAGGUAGAGGCCGCAUAGAAGAGCAUGGAGCAGAGGGUGGUCGGGAGGGACCGGGUGGCCGAGCAGCCCCCAGAGUCUCCCACUCACCCGGGGAGGGCAGAGGGGGGCCUGCAUGCCCAACUGCCUCUUAGAGAUAGAGGAGUCUCUGCCCCCCGUAAUUCUACCAGGCUGCCCCCAGGAAAGGCUGGGGCCCGAUGGAGGCUCCCCGUGUCCGAGGCCUGUUCCCUGCCCCUCUGUGCUCCCAGUCCUAGCUGGAGCCAGCCUCCCUCUGGCUGCUGCCAGCCCCCGUGGGCCUGCUGUUUGUUCUCAGAUAUGGCCCCAGAGCACAUUUCCGGUUGUGCCCGGUGGUGAGAGGGCUGGGUGGGUCUUUCCCAGCAGGCAGAACAAUGGCCAUUCUGAGUGACCCUUGGAGUGGUUGUGUGGGUGUGUCCGAGGAGGUGCCUGGGUGGGGGGCCCUUAGGCAGCAGGAGGAAGAUGGAAGUUGCCUCCCAGGUAGCACCCGUUAAGGGCACCUGAUGUGAUUUGGUGAAACAGUGAGACCCUCCCCCCACUUUGUGACCUGAUAUCCUGGUGGCUCCCUGCCGCUGUCCACCACUUCUUCUCCCUCACAGAAUCCUAGAAGCAUGGACAGCCAGAGGUCCCUGGCACCCGGGGGUGGUGGUGGUGGUGGUCUGGGCCUCAGGCCCUACUUCGUAAGCCCAGCGGUGUCUCACAGCCUGACUUGCCUUCCCCAGACCCCACGCUGUCAGGCCAGGUUCCCUGCAAUGCCCAGAGCUCCUGACGGGAUUCUCCCUUCCCACCAUCAGGGGCUCCGGACUGAUGAGCAGGGAGAGGGUGGGUUGUGGGGGAAUGUCAUCCUCCGUUCUGUGGACUAGAGCUGGGGAGAGGGGAGCUGGGGAAGUGUGGGGCAGGAGGAGGGGGCUGUCUCUCACCAGGCAGUGCAAACAUGCCCAUAGCUGGGGAGGGCGGGAACCUGCCGCUGGAUGGGAGGACCAGGUGCGGGGCUUUGUCAUCGAGGGUUGGGAAGCCUCUGGGAUGGGGAAAGGGUGAGAGACGCGAGGAUGGGCUAGGGGACCCCAGAGCAGGCAUUCUCAAGAACCCAAGAUGGUGUCAGUUAGCUCAGGAGCCACAGGAAAACCAGAUGUCUCCCACCCUGGAAUCUUUGGUUUCUACUAAGCCGGGUUGGUGGUGAAUGUUUUCAUUUAUGAAGACUUUUCUCUUUCAAGGGGGAAAAAAAAAAAAACGGAGGGCAAAAGCCUGCUAAAUCCUACUGGUUCUUGAGGGUGAGGUGCAGGUGGCCAGGAUGCAUUCGGUCUGAGGGUGUAGGGGUGUUUUUGCCAUACUCAGUGAUGUGUUUCUUGGGCUGGGGAGGACAGAGGAGAGGAGGAGGAGGACUGAAUGAAAAGUCUGUCCCAACCUGCAUAUGAGCAGGUUUAGUGACGCACAAAACCGACAGGAGGGGGACAAGAGCAUCAAGUUCGAGACUCCCCCCAUGAAAACAACCAAGAUGAAGAAAGGAAAAAACACCAGAUAAAAAGCAGGACAGGGCUUCCUGCUCCGUUGAACUCAAACCCAGACUGUGCAUCUGUGCCUUGGGUUUUACGUGAGUCGCCCCAUCACCUCCAGAGAACUGGGAUCCGAAAUAGGCCGCCCUUCCUCUUUGACUUCACAGACAGUGAACCAGAGGCACUGAGAUUGACCCAACACCCCCUUGGGAUGCCUCGGGCCUGGGGUUUCUGUGGCUGGGAGGCCUGCAGGUAAAAGCAGAGGGGGGGAGGACUGUGGGGAGGAGGGAGGGAGAAGGGAGCAGAGGGAGAGGCAGAGCCAUGCAAGAGGGGCGGGAAAGAAGACAGAGCCCCAGGAAUUGUGGUGCACAGAGCUGCAGGCCCACUAUCCCAGCGAAGCAAGGAAGAAAUGGCCAGACUUUCCGUGGCCUCUAGGCUAGACCCAGGCAUGGGCUGCUCCAGGCAGAGUUCUCUGGGGGAAGUUACUCUGGAAAAUGGAAGAGGAGCUCCCAAUCCUGAACAAGGAACACCUGCACUUAGAAAAUUAUGGACAGCUUUUGCCAACUCCCCACACCUCCCACCCAUGAGGUACUGUGUGUGAUUAACUCCUGGAAAUGCCUCUAUGUGUGAAUUCUAUUUUUAUAUUCAUAUGUCGAGAUCGGCCUUGUGGUUUCUCUGUCUGCAGAGCACCUUCUCCUAAUUACUAUCGUUAUUUUUAUUGUCAUGACCACCUCUGUGCUCUGAUGAGGAUACAUGGUGGUCUACCACACAGACCCACAAGGAAAGCGAUGGAGUGAAUAUAUCACAUAAUUAUAUCAUUA